UUUGAUGUUUGCUAACCGUAGAAGAAGAAACUAGCUAGCUGCAUCUAUGACUAGCUGUUGUGUUUGUGUUUGUUGUUGUUGUUGUGUUCCUGAAGGCUCGUGUCAGUUCUCAUGAAGAUCAAAAUUUAACACCGCCUGACCUCUUUAAGACCCAGAUGAUCAUAGUUUAAACCCAGAAUGUGCUCUGUUGUCGGUUGUGAUUCGUUUCGUAGAAAUGCGAAACGGUUUAAGUUACCAGAAGACCCGGAGGAGAGACUGGAGUGGGUCCAGUUUGUUCUGGAAGUCAACGGACAGCGACUGAAAGAAUCCUCCUGGACUGAUAUCACCAUCUGUAGCGAACAUUUUACGAAUGACUGCUUUGUAGACCAGAGUUUACAGCUGAGGUCCGGUUCUGUCCCAUCACUGUGUGUCAAGUCAGAGCCAGAGGAAGCUCAGGAGAAGCUCCAGCAUGUGGAUUCUGUGGAAAACACAGAUGCUCCUGAUGAUCUUGAAACAUCUGAUAGUAAACCUUUCUGCCCCGAAAACACUGAUAGGGUCUUCUCUGGAUCCGGCCAGAUCCAACAGAAAGUUCUGAGCAGAGAUUUAAACAAGGAAAGAGCUGCACUUCUACAGGUGAAAGGAAAGUACCUUGUGAACGAAAGCUGCCUCCUCGAGUUGUUUGUCCGCAAAUGCCCGUCGUGUGGGAGUAAACUUCAGAUGGAGAAGGUCACCUACGGCUUACUGAUCAUUUUGAACCAGCGAUGUUUUAACUGUGACUACAGAAACCAGUGGAAAAGUCAGAUCAAUGCGGACGUCCCAACAGCUGAAGACAGAAACCCGGCAGGAGGCAGAGAAGUAAAUUCAGAGAAAAUUAGCUGUAGCAAAAUGCAGUGUAUUGGAGCACAGAGAGCAGGAGAGAAGCAAACCGAGGAAGUGCCAACGGAUGAAGACCCCAGCAGUGCAGUUUUGUCAGAGAUUAUCACUUUUAGCGACGAUGAAAGUGCUCCCUCAGAUGACGGAGAGGAAGAUGAUGACGAUGACGAAAGUUCAGAUGGGGAGUGGAAUCCAACGGAGGAUUUUGCACUGGAGGAGGAGCUCAUGAAGGACUCGGAGGAUGAAACCGAAGAUGAAGGUGAAGAUGAAAAUUUGGACUCUGUGAGUGGCCUCAAAAUGAAUGAACUCUGUGCAGAGUGUGGAAGUUUUUUCAAUAUUGUGAAACCUCACACCUGUGAGCACAAAACAAAGCCCUAUUCCUGCAAUAUUUGUGGCAAGAGGUGCGUUACUGAGAUCGCGCUACAUUCACACAGCAGAAUCCACGAUGAAAACUAUGAGCAUCGGUGCAAAUACUGCCACGUUACAUUCAAAACCAAGGUGGACAAAAUGACUCAUGAGCAGACCCACCUAAGUGAAGGAAAACCCUAUAAAUGUCCAGACUGUUCAGAGACAUUUGCCACGAAUAAGGAGCGUAGAAUCCAUCUGGUGGAGCACAGAGGCCCCAGGCAGUUAAAAUGUCACAUCUGUGGGAUUGAAUUCAACCGUCGUACUCCUCUCCGGAGACACUUGGCGGUUCACACUGGAGCAAAGCCGUAUAAGUGCUCGGUGUGCCAACGUGGCUUCAACCAGUCAAGUCACCUGAAAUCCCACAUGCGCCUCCACACAGGGGAGAGGCCUUACAAGUGUCAGCACUGUGAGAAAUGCUUCAAUCACAACGUGAGCUUGAAGAGUCACAUCCAGCGUUACCACGCAUCCAGCUCCGGACGUGGACAGAAAAAAUGCAAAAAAAAAAAAACUGUGCGCGACACUGAUGAUGCUCUGGAGAAUGGAAACAAAAAAGGCGCAGACUGUGGGCUUGACAUCUUAGAGGAGGAACAGGAUAAAGAAGAGGAGGUGCAAAAGAAUAGAAUAUAUAAACCCAAGAAGAGGAGCACUGGUAGACCCAUUGGGCGGCCUAAGAGAAACGCAGCAGACAACCUGGUUCAGGGAGGAGAAGUGCAAGGUUCAUCUACUAAGGCCACUAAAGUAAAGGCAAGAAAGAGGACGCACUGCAGUGAUGAAGAUAGUGAAGAAGAACUGACUGAAAGUGACGUAACCUUUGACUCAACGGAAGACGACGAUGAGUGGAGUAAGAAAGUCACGGCACGGAAAUCAAAAGGAAGACCAAAAAACUGCGACAGUGACUCAGGGAAGCCGCUGGGAAGAGCAAGAAAGAAUCAGGCAGUAGAAGACUCUUGAAAAGACACAGCUCAGUGUUGGACUUCCAUAAUAUAUAAAAUAAUAAUCAUGAGGAAAUAAGCAUUAACUCUUUAAACUGGGUGUCAUGGUCCCACUCUGUCUCCCUCUGUCUGCCGUCCUCUCCUCCUCUCUCUCCUCCUCUCUCUCCCUCCCAGUUGCUCGCCCUCUGGCUCUGCCGGCUGAUUGCGGCAUGGGCGUCAGCUGGAGUUAAUCAGCCAACUCCAUUCACCUGCUCCCCUCCUCUGCCUUUUAAGCCCUCUGGGCCGGAUCAUUGUAAGACAAACCCUCAUGCCGACCUGGUCUCCGUCUCCCACAAAACCCCUCUGGACUACAUCAGAUUUGGACUUUACUGCUCUCCCUCUGUUUGGACUCCCCGAUCUUGGACUCUGUGGUUUUUUUUGUGGAUUUAUUUUAGCCUGUUUGCUCCCUCGAUUGUUUGCUUCCCUCAUUCUGUGAGUACCUCUCAGUAGCUCUGUGUUUUUGGUUUUUAGUAUUAGUGUAGUUUGGUUUUGCGCUGCCCCCACAGUCCUGUCCUUAGUUGUAAUAGUUUUGAUUCAAUAAACAUCCUGUUCUUGUCCUUCCAUUACCAGGCCACGCAGUAUAAGAGUUACUGGCCAUAACAGAGCCACAUGUCUUAGUGCCAUCAGUUGACUUCCAUUGCAAUAGUUUGGACAAUUAUCAGAAUGGUUUCAAUUGUGUUUUUACAACUUUGAGGCACCAGAGCUGGAAAAGGCCUGUAUAAUUUGGUAACCAGGUAGCAGAAACAGCAAUGCAGCACUUUGAAGAAAAUGAUUUUCCCCUGUGUGUGUUUAUAAUAUUGUAAUGCAGUUCUUUAAUGUUUUAAAUGAAUUGUCAGAUAAAUGAACAGAAUUUAAGACAAGCCUGUAGGAGGUCAUAGUGGCAAAAUCAUGUGUUAAUGAUUCCUGUGCACGGUGAAACAUUGAGACCCUGAAAUGAAAAUGUAUACUUCAUUUAUUUUCUGUUUACAUUAUGUGACACAACAAAGUAUCUUAUGUGCAAACAGGCCUGUUGUCCAGAUGUUUGACUUGCAUUUUGGCCUAAUGCCAUAUCAUAGAUGCCUAGUAAAAGCUUGACCAUACAGAUAGUUUGGAGGUUUUCUUAUUCCACAUUUACUGACCUCUGCCCCAGUCUCAAUAUAGUGAGUGAAAAGGAUGUUUUUUUUUUGGUUUUUUUAACUAAAAGUUUUCGAAAAGAAAGUGAUGGCAAAACAGACGUGGAUAUCUCCACAGCAUUUUUUCUCGCUGCAUCAUUCCCGUCAUGCAUAGUCUUCUUCUUGUGCAGAAAUAUAUUUGAAAGUUUAUCUGAUGCUCUGUCGACGUAAAAUACUCAGUCCAGAUUUCCUCUGUGUAUUACAGUCCUGUCACUUCAGAGGAAAUUUUGUAUUAAACUGCUACUUUGGGAGACUCGCA
Messenger RNA from Acanthochromis polyacanthus (spiny chromis), 3641 nucleotides. Its product is annotated as zinc finger and SCAN domain-containing protein 2-like. Gene Ontology annotation, cellular component: nucleus. Gene Ontology annotation, molecular function: RNA polymerase II transcription regulatory region sequence-specific DNA binding; DNA-binding transcription factor activity, RNA polymerase II-specific. Bases 178 to 2211 code for a protein of 677 amino acids. The record is from RefSeq and is a predicted model, not a curated record. The transcript is spliced from 6 exons. Lineage: Eukaryota; Metazoa; Chordata; Actinopteri; Pomacentridae. Gene Ontology annotation, biological process: regulation of transcription by RNA polymerase II.